Messenger RNA from Carassius gibelio (silver crucian carp), 3386 nucleotides. Its product is annotated as nucleolysin TIAR-like. The transcript is spliced from 9 exons. NCBI's taxonomy places the organism in Eukaryota, Metazoa, Chordata, Actinopteri, Cypriniformes, Cyprinidae. Gene Ontology annotation, cellular component: cytosol. Gene Ontology annotation, molecular function: mRNA binding; DNA binding. The record is from RefSeq and is a predicted model, not a curated record. The coding region runs from base 1453 to 2199 and encodes 248 amino acids.
UAACAGGAAGUCAAGGUAAAUUGGGCAACCACUCCUAGCAGUCAGAAGAAAGACACAUCCAAUCACUUUCAUGUUUUUGUGGGAGAUUUGAGCCCUGAGAUCACAACCGAUGACAUCAGAGCUGCAUUUGCACCCUUUGGGAAAAUCUCGUAAGUUCCCAGAAAUCACACCCUUUUGUGGAAUUAUGUUCUUUUUUUUUUUUUGUCAAGUUGGUGGUUUUCGGUUACUUUGAACCAGAUGAUCUCUGUAUAUUAUUUUUUUAAGCCCCGUUUUCCUAAAAUCUUGGAAACCGUUUCAAAGUGUAUUUAUUCAUUUGCUUUUAAAAUUAUUGGUGUUUCUUAACAUUUACAUAUUUUGGUAAGACAUUGAUGCAAAGAUAAACAUUUACUUUACAUUUGUCAUAUGUGCUGUGAUUAACUGGCAAAUUUAGUCACAGUUCUGUCACUAAUGAAGCCUUUAUAUAUAAAAUACCUUCAUGUCUCUUUAAACCUACACAGUUGUUUGUCACAGCAGUUGAAAACAGGAUGUCACAGUGUUUUAUAGACCUUAGUUUUGUUCUAACUGUAAUAUUUAAUUACAUUGAUGAUUUUAAUAGUCCCAUAUUGGGUAUUAUCAGCAAGCACAGGGAAGUCGUCCCCUUGGAAUUAUAAGGUUCUAUCUGACAUUUUUGUCAAAAUUUAGUUAUUCACAUAUUCUUAUUCUGUGACAAUUUAUUUACAUUAUGUCAUGUUUUAUUUUAAGUUUUGUACAUUUUGGGAUUUUUUUUAUUGAAAAAACAAAAAGGUUCUAUCUACAAAAGUCUAUGGAACACAAAAACUUUAAAGCUCAAUAUCUCAAAACUACUCAGAACGCAGAUAGAACCUUAUAAUUCCAAGGGGACGAAGUAUAGUCAAUAUUGUGUCCCCGGUUCAAUCUGUUGUAAAGUGCACCCUAAAAAUUUUCAUCACUAAUCUCCACCGCUUUUCCAAAAUUGGUAAGUAGUUUUGAUUUACUUAAAAAGUAAAAUUUGUAGUUGUCAACACAAAAAAAAACAUGCUACACUGCAAACUUUUCAGAGUCUCCUUUAGCUCUGAGUGUCAGUUAAUAGAGCUCUGGUUAUUUUACAGAAAUGCUCAUAGGAUUGGACAGGAGCUUGAAGGCUAACAGCAAGGAACUGUGCACUCUGGGAACUCAGAUGUAGAUUUUUUUUCUAUUUACUCUUUGCUUUUCAUAUUUGUAUACUGCAGUAUUUUCCUAUUAACGCUGACAUAGUGUAGAAUUUUAACAAACCUCAGAUAAUUCAUUCAUAUUUGCUUGUAAAAACUGUUUUUAUGAUGGUUUUCCUAGUUGUGUUGAUAGUUUGAUUCUUCUCAAAUUCUGAAAAUGUGAAUUUCUCGAAAUUUGCAGCUUCCCAAACUCCGUAUUGGUGGUAAAGAAUUGACCAGGAAAAAUAAAGAAAUCUGUUAACAGGCCAUGGAUGCACGAGUGGUGAAGGAUAUGACAACAGGGAAAUCAAAGGGGUAUGGAUUUGUGUCCUUCUAUAACAAACUGGAUGCUGAGAAUGCCAUAGUACACAUGGGGGGUCAGUGGCUCGGUGGACGGCAAAUCCGGACUAACUGGGCAACUCGGAAACCUCCAGCCCCCAAGAGUGUGCAAGACAACAGCUCCAAGCAGCUGAGAUUUGACGAGGUGGUGAACCAGUCGAGUCCUCAGAACUGCACGGUGUACUGCGGUGGCAUUCAGUCAGGUCUCACAGAACACCUUAUGCGACAGACGUUUUCUCCUUUCGGACAGAUAAUGGAGAUCAGAGUUUUUCCAGAGAAGGGAUAUUCUUUUAUCAGGUUCUCCUCUCAUGAAAGUGCUGCUCAUGCCAUCGUCUCCGUGAAUGGCACCACCAUCGAAGGUCAUGUUGUGAAGUGCUACUGGGGCAAAGAGUCAACUGACAUGGCCAAAAACGUUCAGCCGAUGGAGUAUGGUCAGUGGGGACACUGGAAUCAAAUGUAUGGUAAUCCUCAACAAUACGGACAGUAUGUGACGAAUGGCUGGCAGGUGCCGUCCUAUGGGAUGUAUGGGCAAACAUGGAAUCAGCAAGGAUUUGGUGUAGAACAAUCACAGUCCCCGGCCUGGGUGGGAGGUUUUGGGACGCAGCCCUCUCAGGCUCAGGCUGGCCCAGUGAUGAACCAGGCUAACUUUGGCAUGGCUGGGUACCAGACACAGUGAUCUGACUUUGGUUCUUCAUAACACAUGCCUCUCAAUUCUUUAGAUCCUGCUCUCAUAGGGAGGGUUGCUAAAAACUAAUAGGUGCACAUUACCUUUUUCCCUACAAGCUUUGGAUCUGAAGCAGGAAUUGCUUGAUUGUACAGAUUCAAAUUUAGAUUAAAGAGGCAAUUGAGAUGAGCACUUUCAGUGGAAAUCUGAAUUCAUUGACCAGAUUUGUUCCUGUUUUAGUGGAAUAGGAGAUGUAUUGUAUCUCUUGCCCCCCACCUUUUUUACUGCACAUCUUGAGGAAAACUGCUGAUUUUCCCUUAAAACCUAGCUUCAGGAACUUCACGGGUACAUUGCAGAAAGCCUGUGGUGUAAAUGUUUUUUUUUCGAACAAAGUAUUUUCUUUUUGUUUUGUUUUUUUUUCUCUUCCUAAAUAGCUGAUCAUGCGUUUGCGUAUUCAUUACAGUAUGGACUUUGAAUUUUGUACAAAAACAAAAAACUGCAUAAAAAAAUCAAUUCUGCAUUCUGACUUGGCAGAAAAAUGUAAGUAAAGGCACUUUUUGGGGGUUCAUUGGACCUGUGUCUUGUAAAUGUUGACGUGUAAAUGAAUUUCUAUGUAUAGUGGUAUAUAUUUAAUCCACAUUAGCUCCCCGUUCUCCUCCGAUUCUAGAGCUCUUUGAUACUGUGUGUAUAAUAUAUCUUUUUACUCCCAUUUACAGACAGUGAAAUCUCUCCCGUUCACUAUGGAGAAAGGGUCAUAAUGGCCAUACCUGUAAAUAUCUUGUGAUAUCUUGGACUGGAAUAAGGGUUUCAAAACAUGCGCUCUUCUUGACGGACUUUUGCAGAACUAAUAGACAAACAUUACAUGUGUGACUGACAUUUACAAGCAAGCCUUAAUUUUUGCUCGGUCACAUUUCAGUUGAACACUUUGAGAGCCUCGUAUGAUUUAUCUUAGAGCCUACUGUAAAUUUGUCCCUUUGCUGUUUUAACAAAUAUGCGUGCCAUUUUUGAGAAGCCAGAGAAAUGUUUGGAUUUUUUUUUUGUCAUUGGGAUGUUAAGGAAUUGCAUGUCUCAAACCGUAAUAUUUAGGUUGCUCAAAGCAUUGAAUGUAAAAGGCAGAAAUGUUUGAACGCAUCUUAGCAUUUCAAGUUUUCUUUUUAGUGUUAAACGAGUCAAUAAAUGAACUAUUGAGAAAGAAACAA